Hibiscus syriacus is the source of this 931-nucleotide messenger RNA. Its product is annotated as cytosolic sulfotransferase 5-like. Gene Ontology annotation, biological process: sulfation. NCBI's taxonomy places the organism in Eukaryota, Viridiplantae, Streptophyta, Magnoliopsida, Malvales, Malvaceae. Gene Ontology annotation, molecular function: sulfotransferase activity. The record is from RefSeq and is a predicted model, not a curated record. Gene Ontology annotation, cellular component: cytoplasm. The transcript is spliced from 2 exons. The coding region runs from base 1 to 906 and encodes 301 amino acids.
AUGGAGUUGGGCUUUCCAGAUUCAUUUUCGACUUUGCUCGAUGAAGUCCCUAAAGAAACAUGGUAUGGUUCGGAUGCUUACAACUGGGAAGGCUUCUGGUAUAGGGCUCAUCACCUUUCUGCUGCCAUGGCUGCAAGAUCAAGCUUCCAAGCAAAUGAUUCCGAUGUAUUUUUGGCGUCUUCUAUGAAGACAAGCACCACAUGGCUCAAGGCUAUCAUCCCCACAAUCAUGAAUCCUUAUGAAGACGACCCUUUGCUCAACCACCAUCCUAAUGAGCUGAUGCCAUCUCUGAAAAUUCAGAUUUUCAAGGUAAACCGAAACCCUAAUCUCUCAGAUAUGCCUCCUCCCAGACUAUUUCGAACCCAUGUGCCUUACCCUAUGUUAUAUGAGUCUAUUAAAAGCUCUGCCUGCAAGAUUGUUUACAUUAGUCGAGACCCUAAGGACACGUUUACGUCGUGCUGUCACUUUAUGAACUCUGUGAUUGCUGAUAGAGGAAUAGAUCCAUGGCCAAUGGAUGAAGCUUUCGAGAGCUUUUGCAGAGGGAUUCAUGCUUUUGGGCCGUUCCAUGACCAUGUUUUGGGUUAUUGGAAAGAGAGUAUAAAGAGACCCGAGAAGAUACAUUUCAUGAGAUAUGAAGACAUGAAGAAUGAGCCCAAGGAGCAACUGAGGAAGCUGGCUUGUUUCCUCCAAAGGCCUUUCCACAAGGAAGAAGAGGUGGACAAAGUGUUGUGGAGAUGCAGCCUUGAAAGGCUUAAGAGCCUGGAGGUGAACCAACAUGGCGUCGACCCUUGGGUAGGCAUUAACUACAAGCAUUAUUUCAGGAGUGGCACUGUUGGGGACUGGAAGAACCAAUUCACUGAUGAGAUGAAAGAAAAGUUGGAUCGUAUUACAACCUUGAAAUUUUAGGGUUCUGGUCUGAGCUUCGGACAAU